UACACCACCACCUGUCCCUCGUAAAAACAAUAACAUUCCUUCAAAGGAUCUAAUUAAUCACACUCGAAACAUAGCGGAUAAUCAGAUAUUAAUCUGCGCAAAAUGUAAUGGUGUACUUCAAGAGAAGUUGUGGGCAUUGGGUUGCGGGCACGUAAUUUGUGGAAGGUGUAGCACCGAAUUUUCAGGCAAAAAGAAAGUUCCCUGUCCUAGUUGUCAGACCAAGUCGAGGCCCAGCAGCAUGAUGCAGUUAUAUGUUUAG
Messenger RNA from Acaulospora morrowiae, 259 nucleotides. Lineage: Eukaryota; Fungi; Glomeromycota; Glomeromycetes; Diversisporales; Acaulosporaceae. The record is from the annotation of a GenBank genome assembly.